AUGAUCCCCAAUGGAAGUCCCCAGUAUGUUGGGAUUGUUCAGCUGCUUCAGCAUUUUGGUUGGACCUGGAUUGGCCUGAUUGUUUCAGAUGACGACACUGGAGAAAUGUUCUUGAGGAUUCUCAUUCCUUUGCUGCUGCAGAACAAUAUUUGCGUUGCUUUUAAGGAAAUCAUUCCAGCACUGAAGGAUAUUGUUGAAGUAACAACUGAAUUUAAGAAGCUAUCAGAAAGGAUAAGCUCAAUUCUUUUACCAACUAAAAGCAAUGUGAUUCUUCUUCAGGGAGAUACACGGUCCAUGGAAGCAUUACGAUUUGUGCUUGCAUUAUAUGAACAUGUUGAAACUAAACCAAUAGAGAGAGUUUGGCUCAUAACAGCUCAGUGGGAUUUUGCAUCUGUAGACCAUAGCAAUGCAUUCACACCAAAAUCCUUCAAUGGGACUCUGUCCUUCACACUCCACACAACUGAUGUUUUGGAAUAUGAAGAGUUCCUUGAGAAUUUAAAUCCUAAUCAAUCUAGACUUGAUUUAAUCACAUGGUUCUGGUCGUUUGUAUUUGUGUGCUCAUUGCCCACAUUUAUUUUUCCUGAAGCAAAUACAGUAAACUGUACUGGGGAAGAGAAGUUGAGGAGCCUUCCUGGAAUUGUGUUUGAAAUGAGAAUGUCUGGCCAGAGCUACAGUAUCUACAAUGCAGUUUAUGCUGUAGCACAUGCUCUCCAUGCAAUGUUUUCAUCAAGAUCUAAGCAGAAGGCAAUGGGAGAUGGAGCCAAAUGGAAUCUCUUGAAUAUUGACCCAUGGCAGCUUCACUCCUUUCUGAAACACAUCCGUUUCAACAAUAGUGUUGGGGAAGAAAUAUUUUUUGAUAAAAGUGGAGAGUUGGCAACUGGAUAUGAUGUCAUCAACACAGUUACAUUCCCUAAUAAAUCCAUCUGUAAAGUCCGUGUUGGAAGGAUGGACCCUCUGGCUCCUGAAGGAAAACAGUUCACCAUCAAUGGAAGUGCAACUGUGUGGAAUCACAAGUUUAACCAGACAUUACCCCAAUCCACAUGUGUUGAGCCUUGCCAUCCUGGACACAGCAGGACUGUACGUGAGGGAGAACAGAUUUGUUGUUAUGAUUGUCUUCAAUGCUCUGAAGGAAUGAUUUCUAACAUGACAGAUGCAGCCCAUUGUGACAAGUGCCCUGACGAUCAGCAUCCCAACAAGAAACAUGAUCACUGCAUCCCUAAACGUAUUGUUUACUUAUCAUAUCAAGAGACUUUGGGAAUUAUUUUGGCUUCAACUGCUCUUUUCCUUUCCCUGAUCACACUUGCAGUAAUGGGGAUCUUCAUUCAAAAUCAGAGUACUCCCAUUGUCAAGGCCAACAACUGGAACAUCACAUGCACCCUCCUCACUUCCCUAUUGCUUUGCUUUCCGUGCUCCUUCUUAUUCAUUGGACAGCCUGGGAAAGUGACCUGCCUUCUCCGUCAAACAGUAUUUGGAAUCAUCUUCUCCCUCGCUGUUUCUUGUGUGUUGGCUAAAACCAUUAUUGUGGUUUUGGCCUUCAUGGCCACCAAGCCAGGAAACAGGAUGAGGAAGUGGGUAGGAAAGAGGCUGGCAGUCUCAGUCAUCAUCCUCUGUACUCUUAUUCAAACGGGCAUCUGCAUGGUGUGGUUGGGAAUAUCUCCUCCUUUCCCAGAGUUUGAUAUGCAUUCCCAAUCUGAACAGAUCAUUGUGCAAUGUAAUGAAGGAUCAGUCCUCAUGUUUUAUACUGUUCUGGGCUACAUGGGGCUUCUGGCCAUUGUCAGCUUCACUGUGGCUUUCUUUGCUAGGAGGUUGCCUGAUACUUUUAAUGAAGCCAAACUCAUCACCUUCAGCAUGUUGGUUUUCUGCAGUGUUUGGGUGUCCUUUGUCCCAACCUACCUGAGCACCAAAGGGAAAUACAUGGUGGCCAUGGAGAUCUUCUCUAUUUUGGCCUCUAGUGCUGGAUUGUUGGGUUGUAUCUUCAUUCCAAAACUCUACAUUAUUGUAUUGAGGCCUGACUUGAACACCAAGGAUCAGCUCAUAAGGCAAAAGAAUUAUGGUACCUGA
Rhineura floridana is the source of this 2061-nucleotide messenger RNA. RefSeq names its product vomeronasal type-2 receptor 26-like. The transcript is spliced from 4 exons. Gene Ontology annotation, molecular function: G protein-coupled receptor activity. The coding region runs from base 1 to 2061 and encodes 686 amino acids. Gene Ontology annotation, cellular component: membrane. Lineage: Eukaryota; Metazoa; Chordata; Lepidosauria; Squamata; Rhineuridae. Gene Ontology annotation, biological process: G protein-coupled receptor signaling pathway. The record is from RefSeq and is a predicted model, not a curated record.